GCACCACGCACUUGAACGGGGGAUGCAAGCGGAUCACGCGGGUUUCGUCAGACAGCGGUGCCCUUCGAGGCGGAGAGUUUCAAACCCCAACCCACGCGCCCCCGCCCCCACACACACCACGAACACCACCCUCCAUCUCCCCCCACCCCCGGCCUCCCGUGCAGACACCUCUCAUCCGGCGACUGGACGCGCUGCGCAGCCACAAGCUCCGCUCCCGCAGAAGCAGAAGCGCUUCACUUGGCUCCACUGCUUGCGGCUCCCGGCUGCUGUGACGUGUCCCGAGAACCAUGAGCACUGUGGAGGAGGAACCGGAUCACAUGAUACCAUGAAGACAAGCCUGCAGGUCCUGCGCUGCCAGCUGCUCAGUGUUCUAGCCGUCUUGGCGCUGCCAGUAGGACUGGUGUCAUCGGCACAGGGGCUGUUCCUCAACCAGGCAUCCCAGGACUCCGUCUCCAUGGCAACCGCCCACAGCAGCCACCUUUCCGCCCCUGAACCUCAGGAAGGCUCCAGCAGCGGGGAAGGGUCAUCCAAAGGAGGCCCUCAACCCUCGAACGUCGCGCUCCCGGCCUUCCACGACACUGUGAAUCGGGCCGGUCUGAGUCAAGUCCAUAACCCAGCUACUGUGAGCGCUCACCAGGCCGGCAGCGGUGUCCUCCAAUCUCCCCGCACAGCGGCCCCAAAUAUAGAUCCGGCAUCUACUGCCAGAGAGGGUUCGGCUCGUGUCUCCAGCCUGGAUUUUGACCGCGCGGAGCUUCAGAAGCUGCGCGUGGACGAACCGACCGGGCCCAGCCGUCACCUUUCCCCCCCGGGGACGAAUGUUGACCCCGCAGCGGCCCUGGAACUCAGGGAGCACCCUCGGGGCGCCUCGGAGCUCGCCGCGCCCCACGCCAUCACCCAGAGGGACGUGCAUUCGGGGAACGAGCCCCCAACCGGCGAGCUGGCAACCGAGCCGCAGGGGGGGCCAGUCACGCUCACUGCCGACGACCCGCUAAAGAAUCUAACGACCACCGCGGCCCCCGCAGCGCUGUCCACCGAGCCCCGACCGAAGACACAGAGUCCGACAAUCGUCCCGAGCGACCACCCCGCACCCAACGGGACCGCCGCUGAGGAGGGUCGAGGUCCCGUUGCCGGGGGCAACGCCACGGACAAUGCGACCGCAUACGGGGGGCUGCUUCCGAACGGCAGCUCCGUCGAGGGGCCGCCAGCUCAGGGGAACACCUCGGAGCCCCCCUCCACGGCCAGCGGGAAUUUCCUGAACAGGCAGGUGCCGGCCACCACCGAGGACCCCUGGGCGCCCGGCAACAGCUCGGGCCCGACCUUCGACUCCCCGCUGUCCCGCACGACCAUCUGCCUGAGCAGGAUGGACAUCGUGUGGAUCGUGCUGGCCAUCAGCGUGCCCGUGUCCACGUGCUCUGUGCUCUUGACUGUGUGCUGCAUGAGGAGGAAGAAGAAGUCCUCGAGUCAGGAGAACAACCUCAGCUACUGGAACAACGCCAUCACCAUGGACUACUUCAGCCGGCACGCUGUGGAGCUGCCCAGAGAGAUACACACUCUGGAGAGUGAGGAUCAAGACAGCUGCCUGCCCCCCAACGGAGACUACAGCGGCAGCAGCGUGGUCCUGGUUAACCCCUUCUGCCAGGAGACGCUCUUCAUCAACAGAGACAAAGCUUCUGCCAUCUAGAGACAGGAAAAAAAAGAGAGACGCCGUCGGAGUCUCCUCUUCUACUCCCCCUGCUGUUGCUGUCUAUUUUAUAAAUGUGCUAAAUAUUCAGAAACGUUGACUUUAUACUGAACAUGACAAACACUAAGAGGCAACCUGAAAGAGCAGCGACGCAAACAGACACUCUUUGAGGAUGCACAUGCAUAUUUUUCUGAUGUACAUUUUCUACAGAAGGCUUAAUUGUGAUAAAAAGGUUUUUAUUGUCUUUAUAAAAUACAGAUUAUAUGUGGUUUUGGUUCAUUAAACUGGCGCGCUGUGGACGCUGCCACAAGAAAUUUUGCUUUAGCGAGAGAAACGUGCUACGGAAACAUUAAAGCUGUUGUUUUUUUUCA
This is a messenger RNA of Gasterosteus aculeatus aculeatus (three-spined stickleback), 2052 nucleotides long. The record is from RefSeq and is a predicted model, not a curated record. NCBI's taxonomy places the organism in Eukaryota, Metazoa, Chordata, Actinopteri, Perciformes, Gasterosteidae.